UCUCUUACAGAGUAAAUCCCUUCAUUUAGGUCUCCAUUAGGCACUGGCUUCAGGAAGCAUUUGUUCAGAGUCACAUUGGGAACAUUUCUGGUAAAUAUGGCUGCAGACCAGACAUCUUCAUGGGGCUGUGGGAAAUUCCAAGACAGCCCUGGAUGGGAGCUGCCAGAAUCUCUACCACCCCCAGGUUUCAACGUGACUGACAAGCAGGACUGCACCUCGGAGACUUGGCAUGUUGCCUUCAGAGCAUUUGCCAGCUCAGAGGAGGCGGAUCCCAUAAAGGACCUGCAGAGACUGCGUGAGCUCUGCCACCUGUGGCUGAGGCCAGACAUCCACACCAAAGAGCAGAUUCUGGACAAGUUGGUGAUGGAGCAGUUUAUGAUCUCCAUGCCACUGGAGCUCCAGGUCUUAGUCAAGGAGAGUGGUGUGGAGAGUUGUCAAGACCUGGAGGACAUGCUGAGAAACAAUGAGAAGUCUGAGAAAUGGACCGUAGUCAGUUUACAAGGACAGAAAUUUCUUGUGCGAAGUUCAGAUGUUCAGAUGGCUCAAGCUGAGGUCAGUGACAUGGACAGCAUCAGAGACAUGUCCAGGAAGGCUUGGUCCUCUGGGAGUGACAUGGAGAUACAUCCUGAGAACAGCCCAGAGGUCCUCCGAGAGCUGCAGAAUCUGCCAAGAAUCAAUGAAAUGUCAAGGGAGCAGUAUAAGUCUCAGUUAAGUAUUCACCAGAAGAAACACACAGGGGAGAGACCCUUUAAAUGCACGCUCUGCCUCAAGGGUUUCGUGCAGUCUUCAGACCUCCGCGCUCACCAGCGGAUUCACACCGGGGAGAAGCCAUACAGCUGCAGAUUCUGCCUCAAGCAGUUCACCCACGACUCCACCCUGCGCAGUCACGAGAGGGUCCACACCAAUGAGAAGCCUUACCAGUGCGAGGUCUGUGACAAACACUUCAACCACAAAGGGAACCUCAAUGUUCACCUGCGUACCCACUCUGGGGUGAAGCCCUACCCGUGCGACCAGUGUGACCAGGCCUUCCGUCAGCUGGGAACUUUUAAACGCCACCAAAAAACACAUUUAAAGGUGACUUCCCCAAAUUCUGCCUGA
Hipposideros armiger (great roundleaf bat) is the source of this 1098-nucleotide messenger RNA. RefSeq names its product zinc finger and SCAN domain-containing protein 5B. The transcript has 3 exons. The coding region runs from base 97 to 1098 and encodes 333 amino acids. Gene Ontology annotation, cellular component: nucleus. NCBI's taxonomy places the organism in Eukaryota, Metazoa, Chordata, Mammalia, Chiroptera, Hipposideridae. The record is from RefSeq and is a predicted model, not a curated record. Gene Ontology annotation, biological process: regulation of gene expression.